CAUGACAACUUUUCAAAAGGUUCAUGCUCUUAUCUUUCUCAUGCUUUUGAUAUCUUUGCUUCCCUUGAAAAUCACAGCAUCACCAAGAACAGAAGCAGAAGCCAUUGUGAAAUGGAAAAAUACUCUAUCCCCUCCUCUUCCUCCCUCUCUAAACUCUUCAUGGUCCCUCACCAACCUUGGCAACCUUUGCAAUUGGGAUGCCAUUGUUUGUGACAACACCAACUCAACAGUCUCCGAGAUAAACUUGUCUGGUUACAAUCUCACUGGGACUCUCAUUGGCUUGGACUUUGCUUCCCUUCCUAACCUCACCCAACUCAACCUCAAUGCCAACAAUUUUGGUGGUUCAAUACCAUCAGCAAUUGGCAACCUCUCCAAGCUGACUUUUUUGGACUUGAGUCACAACUUAUUUGAAGACAUACUGCCCUAUGAGCUAGGGCAGCUAAGAGAACUUCAAUAUCUUAAUUUUUAUUACAACAAUCUCAAUGGUACCAUUCCCUAUCAGCUCAUGAAUCUCCCUAAGGUAAGGUACCUGGACUUUGGAUCAAACUACUUUAUAAGUCCUUUUGAGUGGUCAAAAUAUUCAGGCAUGCCUUCCUUAACUUACCUUGCUUUGGAUCUCAAUUACUUCACUGCUGAAUUCCCAAGAUUCAUACUGGAGUGCCAGAACUUGACAUACCUUGACAUCUCUCAGAAUCAGUGGAAUGGCACCAUACCUGAAUCCUUGUAUAGCAAUUUGGCCAAGCUGGAAUACCUCAACCUCACCAAUUGUGGCCUUCAAGGGAAACUGUCACCCAACUUGUCCAUGCUUUCUAAUCUCAAAGAACUUCGUAUAGGUAAUAACAUGUUUAAUGGUUCUGUUCCCACUGAGAUAGGAUUGAUAUCUGGGCUUCAAAUUCUUGAAUUGAAUAACAUUUCUGCCAAUGGGAAAAUUCCUUCUUCAUUAGGCCAACUCAGGGAGCUCCGGUACCUUGAUCUCAGUAAUAAUUUUUUGAAUUCUACAAUCCCUUCUGAGCUUGGCCUAUGCACAAAUCUAACCUUUUUGAGUUUAGCAAUGAAUAGUUUGACUGGUCCUUUGCCUUUGUCAUUAGCUAAUCUGGCUAAAAUAUCACAAUUGGGAUUAUCAGAGAAUUCCUUUUCUGGUCAACUUUCUGCUUCAUUCGUCUCUAACUGGACUCAGUUGAUCUCCUUGCAAGUUCAAAACAAUAAAUUUGCAGGAAAGAUUCCUCCACAGAUUGGCCUGUUGAAAAAAAUUAAUUACCUCUAUCUGUACAAUAAUCUAUUCUCUGGUUCAAUUCCUGUAGAGAUUGGAAAUCUGAAGGAAAUGAUAGAGUUGGACCUUUCCCAAAACCAAUUCUCUGGUCAAAUUCCAUCAACACUUUGGAAUCUGACAAACAUUCAAGUCAUGAAUCUUUUCUUCAAUGAGCUCUCUGGAACCAUUCCCAUGGAUAUUGGAAACUUAACCUCACUGCAAAUCUUUGAUGUCAACACCAAUAACUUGUAUGGGGAGUUGCCAGAGACCAUUACUCAACUAACUGUUUUAAGAAAUUUUUCUGUGUUCACCAAUAACUUCACUGGCAGCAUUCCCAGAGAAUUUGGAAAGAGUAAUCCUGCUUUGACUCAUAUCUAUCUUUCAAAUAACAGCUUCUCCGGAGAACUGCCUCCUGACUUGUGCAAUGAUGGGAAUCUAAUUAUCUUGGCAGUCAAUAACAACAGCUUUUCAGGGCCAUUGCCAAAGUCAUUCAGAAAUUGUUCAUCACUAACUAGAGUUCGGCUUGAUGAUAACCAUUUCACUGGAAGCAUCACAGACGCAUUUGGGGUACUCCCAAAUCUUGUUUUUAUCUCACUUAGUAGAAAUCAGCUUGUUGGUGAGCUCUCCCCGGAGUGGGGUGAAUGUGUCAACUUAACUCUGAUGGAUAUGGGAAGCAACAAACUUUCCGGAAAAGUUCCAUCUGAACUAAGUAAGUUGAGUCAAUUGAGGUAUCUAAGCCUUCAUUCCAAUGAAUUCACUGGCAAUAUCCCACCUGAAAUUGGAAAUCUAGGCCAGCUUUUCAUGUUCAACUUGAGUAGUAACCAUUUAUCAGGAGAAAUCCCAAAGAAUUAUGGCAGAUUGGCUCAGCUAAAUAAUCUUGAUUUGUCAAAUAACAACUUCAGUGGAAGAAUUCCUAGAGAACUCGGUGAUUGUGGUCGCUUGCUGAGUCUGAAUUUAAGCCACAACAAUCUAUCUGGGGAGAUACCAUAUGAACUUGGCAAUCUGUUCUCACUCCAAAUCAUGUUGGACCUCAGCAGCAACUCUCUCUCUGGGGCUCUUCCCCAAAACCUUGAAAAGUUAGCAUCAUUGGAGAUUCUCAAUGUCUCACACAACCAUCUAUCAGGGAAAAUCCCACAAUCAUUUUCAAGCAUGCUCAGCCUUCAAUCUAUUGAUUUUUCUUACAACAACUUGAGUGGUAGAAUCCCCACAGGUGGUGUUUUUCAGACAGCAACUGCUGAAGCCUAUGUUGGGAACAAUGAUUUGUGUGGUGAGGUAAAAGGAUUAACUUGCCCCAAAGUGUCUUCCCCAGGCAAAUCUGGAGGGGUAAACAAAAAGGUUCUUCUUGGUGUUAUCAUACCGGUUUGUUGCUUAUUUAUUGGGAUGAUUGGUGUUGGAGUCCUAUUAUGCAGGCAGCACGCCAAAAAACGCCUUGAUGAAGAGUCCAAAAGCAUUGAAAAAAGUGAUCAGUCUAUUAGCAUGGUGUGGGGAAGAGAUGGGAAAUUCACAUUUUCUGAACUUGUUAAGGCCACAGAUGACUUUAAUGACAAGUACUGCAUUGGAAAGGGAGGAUUUGGAAGUGUUUAUAGAGCACAUUUACUCACAGGUCAAGUUGUUGCUGUUAAAAGGCUGAACAUAUCAAACUCUGACGAAAUUCCUGCGGUGAACCGCCAGAGCUUUGAGAAUGAGAUAAAAUCACUUACAGGAGUGAGGCACCGCAAUAUAAUAAAGCUUUAUGGGUUCUGCUCUUGGAGGGGACAAAUGUUCUUGGUUUAUGAACAUGUAGAGAGAGGAAGUUUGGGGAAAGUAUUGUAUGGAGAGGAAGGAAAAUUGGAACUAAGGUGGGCUACAAGGCUUAAAAUUGUGCAGGGAAUAGCACAUGCGAUAUCAUACUUGCAUACUGACUGCUCCCCACCCAUUGUGCACCGGGAUAUUACAUUGAAUAACAUUCUACUAGACUCAGAUUUUGGACCUCGCCUUGCAGAUUUUGGCACAGCAAAGCUGCUAAGCUCCAACACUUCAACCUGGACCUCGGUUGCUGGAUCCUAUGGCUACAUGGCUCCAGAACUAGCACAAACCAUGAGGGUGACUGACAAGUGUGACGUGUAUAGCUUUGGAGUGGUGGUGUUGGAGAUAAUGAUGGGAAAGCAUCCUGGAGAACUGUUGACUAGGAUGCAUUCAAACAAGUACUUGUCAUCAAUGGAGGAAGCAGAGGUGCUACUGAAGGAUGUGCUUGACCAACGGCUUCCACCUCCAACGGGCCAAUUAGCAGAAGCAGUAGUGUUCACAGUGACCAUAGCGUUGGCAUGCACACGUGUGGCUCCAGAGUCCAGACCCAUGAUGCGUUCUGUGGCACAAGAACUAUCAGCCACUACGCAGGCUUAUCUUGCCGAGCCUUUUGGCAUGAUAACCAUAAGCAAGCUUACAGGGUUCCAGAAAUAGUGUCAUGUAGGACUGUGUCAUAACUUUGUAGAAAUGUGUUUAGUUUCAUUUUCUUGCACACAAAUAUGUAUACUCGGUUGUAAAAUUAUAUUUGAAGUUCAAAUUUAAUACUACAAUAAAGGAUAGGUUUGAUGAUU
This is a messenger RNA of Cajanus cajan (pigeon pea), 3825 nucleotides long. RefSeq lists its product as uncharacterized. NCBI's taxonomy places the organism in Eukaryota, Viridiplantae, Streptophyta, Magnoliopsida, Fabales, Fabaceae. Gene Ontology annotation, molecular function: protein binding; ATP binding; protein kinase activity. The record is from RefSeq and is a predicted model, not a curated record. Gene Ontology annotation, biological process: protein phosphorylation.